UCUCUCUCGCCCGGUGCAUUGUGGUCUGUGUGCUAAAGGAAGCUGCUGCACCGGAAUCUGGAGAAUUUGAGGUGUCCGCCAAGUCUGCAGCUCAUCGUCGGCUCGUCUCUCUGUCUCUAUAUCUGCACUAUACUCUCUGCGGACACCCUGUAAGGUUCAACAAGGAGAGAAAAUGUCUCAGGCUGACAAAAUGAAGCAGGGGCAGUUCAACAACCCUGAGACCCCAGGGUACGUUGGAUUUGCCAACCUGCCUAAUCAGGUUCAUCGCAAGUCAGUAAAAAAAGGAUUUGAGUUUACGUUGAUGGUGGUAGGUGAAUCUGGACUUGGAAAAUCCACCCUGAUCAACAGCCUGUUCCUCACCGACCUUUACCCUGAGAGAGUCAUCCCUGGAGCAGCAGAAAAGAUAGAAAGGACGGUUCAGAUCGAGGCGUCGACAGUAGAGAUUGAGGAACGAGGAGUGAAGCUCCGUCUCACUGUGGUAGACACACCAGGAUACGGAGACGCCAUCAACAGCCAAGACUGUUUCAGCACCAUUAUCAGCUACAUUGAUGACCAGUUUGAACGCUACCUCCAUGACGAGAGCGGUCUUAAUCGUAGACACAUUGUUGACAAUAGAGUUCAUUGCUGCUUUUAUUUCAUUUCCCCGCUCGGCCAUGGCCUGAAACCCCUGGAUGUUCAGUUUAUGAAGGCCAUUCACAAUAAGGUCAACGUGGUUCCUGUCAUUGCCAAGGCAGACACGCUCACUCUCAGGGAGAGGGAGAGGCUCAAGCGCAGGAUUCUGGAUGAGAUCGAUGAACAUGGUAUCAAGAUUUACCACCUUCCUGAUGCUGAGUCGGAUGAAGAUGAGGACUUCAAAGAGCAGACCAGGAUCCUCAAGGCUAGCAUCCCAUUUGCAGUGGUGGGAUCCAACCAGCAGAUUGAGGCCAAGGGGAAGAAGGUGAGGGGCCGCCUGUACCCUUGGGGAGUGGUGGAGGUGGAGAAUCCAGAACACAACGAUUUCCUCAAGCUGCGGAUCAUGCUGAUAACCCACAUGCAGGAUCUACAGGAAGUGACCCAGGACCUUCACUACGAGAACUUCCGUUCAGACCGCCUCAAGCGGGGUGGCAGGUUGUCCUCCCAUGGUUACAUUCUGCCUCUGUCUCCUGCAAAGGGACCGGAGCCGGAGGAAAUGGACAAGGAUAUAAUCCUGCAGGAGAAGGAGGCUGAGUUGAGAAGAAUGCAGGAGAUGAUUGCCAAGAUGCAGGCCCAGAUGCAGAAGCAGGGAGACGGAGAGGAAGGCCCACAUGCGUGAAAAGUCCAUGGUGUUUGAGCCACUGCUCGAGUUUGACGGAUGAUAGCAGAGAAGGCCAUCUGGUUAUUGACUCGUACUGCUUGCCACUAUUUUUUAUUCCAAUCCUACACAGGCUCUGGAGUCUUUUUUUUUAAAAAAAAAUAUACAUACAGUAAAGUAUAUUCAAACAGUGUUAUGUCUAUAUAUUUACACACAGUUCUAUUUCUUCAUUUUUUAUUUUGUUUCAUUUUUAGUAAACUUUUGCCAGUUACUCAAAUGAAGUCACGUGACCCAUCUUUUAAAAUGGUGGAGCAUACCUUAAAUACAAACCCUUUGCGACAUUCUGUUAAUUUUCCAUUUUUGGUUCCCUUUUUGUUAUUAAGAAAACCAAAGUAUCGCUGCUUGUAUUCAGUGCUUUUAGUCCUAAAACAUCUCUCAGAGCACACGCUAACCAUUUCUCUGUGAAAGAGCUUCAUUGGGAGAGUCAACUAUGCGAGAAACUAGUAGCAAAAAUAGCUUAUCACAACAUUGUUACGCCAUCGUCUCACUAUUCUUUUUGUCAAGAGAAAACGUAAAUUCCUCUCCGGUUCAGAAGUGACCACCCAAGCUUCCUAUUAAAUAGGUUCCACCCCGAUCAGUGUUAAUCAUAUCUGCAUGCAACUCUCGACCAUGUCUGGAAGGAUUUCAGGUGAAUUUUCCCUCCAUUGCCGUGUUGGGAUCAGCUUCUCCCUUUCUUGUCCAAAUCUUUUCCAUUAGUGCAGUUCUCAGAUCAGUGUCUUUAAAGUACAAUGCCAUUCAAAUGUUGUUUAGCUCCUUUAUGAGUUUGAUAGGAAAUUAAUAAACUGUGACCCCUGACUUCUUAGUCUUCCUGUAGACCUGACAAAUGAAGGACGAGCAAAUGAGGUGCGAUACCUCUUGUUUGGUGCUUUCAAGCAACUAGAUGUAAUUACUCCACGUCUUCUCCACACCAUAAAGUGAAGUCAUGUGCCAGGGAGCAUUAACUGUUAAGUGUUUUUACUGAUGCAGUGAGAUUUAAGAGGUAUAAACUUUUACCUGUCUCAACUGCUGAAUACUUUGUGGUUUCCACGACCACAGGGAUUAAAGGUGACCCGAUAAGGUCACUGUAGCCAACGUUUCCCUCACCAGCCAAGAUGAGAGUUCUUGACAUUCCUCUUUGUGCUGUUUUUAUCCAAUAUUAAAGUACCAAAUAUUGUUUUUGAUGCAUAUAUUGUAAUAAAAAUUGUAUUAAACUUUA
This is a messenger RNA of Dicentrarchus labrax (European seabass), 2525 nucleotides long. It is a transcript of the gene septin2, whose product is annotated as septin 2. The record is from RefSeq and is a predicted model, not a curated record. Bases 173 to 1291 code for a protein of 372 amino acids. The transcript has 13 exons. Gene Ontology annotation, cellular component: septin complex; cell division site; microtubule cytoskeleton. Lineage: Eukaryota; Metazoa; Chordata; Actinopteri; Moronidae. Gene Ontology annotation, molecular function: GTPase activity; GTP binding; molecular adaptor activity. Gene Ontology annotation, biological process: cytoskeleton-dependent cytokinesis; regulation of exocytosis; cilium assembly.